Molecule: messenger RNA, 2991 nt
Organism: Lodderomyces margitis
Lineage: Eukaryota; Fungi; Ascomycota; Pichiomycetes; Serinales; Debaryomycetaceae
Gene: CDC68
Product: chromatin-remodeling protein
Exons: 1
Coding region: 1-2991 (996 amino acids)
Biological process (GO): positive regulation of transcription elongation by RNA polymerase II; transcription elongation by RNA polymerase II
Cellular component (GO): FACT complex
Molecular function (GO): nucleosome binding
Source: RefSeq, a predicted model, not a curated record
AUGACAGACGUUCAUAUUGACGCCAACUUAUUCUAUAAAAGGUUGGCAAUCUUGCAAAAGACUCUAGCGGAUGAGUCAAUCCCGCAAGGAUUGGUCAUUGUUGGUGCACGUAAUGAUGACAAUACAUACAAGAAAUCGACUGUUUUACAAAACUGGUUAUUGGGUUACGAAUUUGUGCAUACGGCAAUUUAUGUGUCGCCCUCGAGAUGCAUCUUCAUCACGUCUGAAGGGAAAGCAAAAUACUUGAAAGGCUUGACCAAUAAGCCAGAUACAGUAGAACUAUGGACUAGAACUAAAGACCCAGAAAGAAACAAGCAGUUGUUUGUUGAUGUGAUUGCUGAUAUGAAAAAAGUGGGUGAUGAAUACGGAACCGUUUUGAAGGAUAAGUAUGAAGGAAAGUUUGUCGAGGAGUGGACUGAGGCAAGCAAGGAUUCCGGGUUCAAAGUUGUUGACUUGGGGUUAGCAUUAUCAAAAGCAAUGGAAAUUAAGGAUUCAGAAGAAUUUGAAAAUACUAAAAUUGCUUCAAAUGCGAGUGUGGCCAUGAUGGACACAUUUGUUAAUGACAUGACUGCAAUUGUUGACGAGGAGAAAAGAGUCACCAACUCACAAUUGACUGAUCAAAUUGAGGACAAAAUUGACAACAACAAAUGGUACUUGAAGACUAAAUUGGGAAAGAGUUUGCUACAACCAAUCAAGGGUUUUGAUCCGGAAUUUUUGGAGUGGUGUUAUUCACCAAUUAUUCAAAGUGGAAGUGAUUUUGAUUUAAAACCUAGUGCAAUUUCAAACGAGAAAGUGUUGGUUGGUGAUGGUGUUAUUUUGUCAUCGAUUGGAUUGAGGUAUAAAUCUUAUUGUGCCAAUGUUGGAAGAACUUUUUUAAUUGAUCCAUCGAAAGAGAUGGAAAAUAAUUACGGGUUUUUGUUGAAAUUGCAACAAUACAUUGCCGGGGAGUUGUUGAAAAGUGGUGUCAAGGCAAGCAAGGUGUAUCAAGAUGCCUUGGAAUAUAUCAAAAAGGAAAGACCCGAUUUGGCUGACAAGUUUACCAAAAAUUGUGGUUGGUUAAUUGGAAUUGAAUUUAGAGACUCGACUUUCAUCUUGAAUGCCAAAUCUGAAAGAGUAUUAACUGAUGGUCAAAUAAUUUCCUUAACCAUUGGAUUUCAAAAUUUGCCAAACAAAAACAAAACCUAUUCCAUUCUUUUAACAGACACGUAUAAAAUCAGUGUUGAUAAGCCAAUCUUGUUGACAAAUUACCCAAAGGCGCAACUGGAUGUGUCGUUUUAUUUCAAUGAUGAAGAUGAUGAAAAAAAGGUAAAGCCCGAGAGGAAACCGGUUGAGGACCUCGAUCACUCACAUAAAACCAGGCAUCAGAAUGUCAAUGACGAUGACAAGAAUGCUGAAAAGAUUAGACAAGAAACCCAAAUGAAAUUGCAUGAAAAGAGAACUGAGGAAGGAUUGGCAAGAUUCUCCAAAGCUGAUGCUACUGAUGCCUCUGAUUACAAGCCAAUUUUCAAAAAAUACGAAUCAUAUGUGCGUGAAUCCCAAAUUCCAAGCAGCGUGGCUGACUUGAAGAUCCAUAUUGAUUAUAAAAACCAGACGAUUAUAUUGCCAAUUUCAGGGAGACCAGUUCCAUUCCACAUCAAUGCUUAUAAGAGUGGUUCUCAAAAUGAAGAAGGUGAGUACACAUAUCUCAGAUUAAACUUUAACUCUCCAGGAGCUGGAGGUAAUGUCACUAGAAGAGCAGAGUUGCCGUAUGAAGACUCGCCUGACAAUACAUUCUUAAGAUCGAUCACCGUUAGAUCUAAAGAUCGUGAUCGUAUGGUUGAUGUUUUCAAAGCAAUUCAAGAUUUGAAAAAGGAUUCUGUCAAGAGAGAACAAGAAAAGAAGCAAAUGGCUGAUGUUGUUGUGCAGGCAAACCUUGUAGAGUUGAAAGGUUCGAGAAUGAAGAAAUUGGAAAAUGUGUUUGUAAGACCUACGCCCGAUACCAAGAAAAUUGGUGGUGUAUUGCAAAUUCAUGAUAAUGGGUUGCGUUAUCAGUCAAGUUUCAAAAUGGACCAAAAGAUUGAUAUAUUGUUUUCCAACAUUAAGAAUCUAUUUUUCCAACCAUGCAAGGAUGAAUUGAUUGUUCUCAUACAUUGUCAUUUGAAGAAUCCUAUAAUGAUUGGAAAGAGAAAGACAUUUGAUGUGCAAUUUUACCGUGAAGCUAGUGAUAUGGCGUUUGACGAAACUGGAGGUAGGAAAAGAAAGUAUAGGUAUGGUGAUGAGGACGAAUUGCAACAAGAACAAGAAGAAAGGAGAAGAAAGGCCUUGUUGGAUAGAGAGUUUAAACAAUUUGCUGAACUUAUUGCCGACAGUUCUAAUGGGCUUGUUGAUUUGGAUAUCCCAUUUAGAGAAUUGGGUUUUCAAGGUGUUCCUUUCAGAUCCUCGGUGUUGUGUAUUCCUACUAGAGACUGUCUUGUGCAAUUGAUUGAUCCUCCAUAUUUGGUUGUAGCGUUGGAAGAAGUUGAAAUUGCGCAUUUGGAAAGAGUUCAAUUUGGAUUAAAGAAUUUUGAUUUAGUGUUUGUGUUUAAAGAUUUUGCUAAACCAGUUGUUCAUAUAAAUACUAUUCCUAUGGAAUUGCUUGAAGAUGUCAAGAAUUGGUUAACAGACGUUGAUAUUCCAAUUAGUGAAGGUCAAAUGAAUUUGAAUUGGGCUCAAAUUAUCAAGACGGUUCAAGCUGAUCCUUAUCAAUUCUUUUUGGAUGGUGGAUGGUCGUUCUUGACCGGUACUGGAGAAUCAGAUGAAAGUGAAGAAGAAGAACAGGAAAGUGACUUUGAAGCAAGUGAUGAAGAUCCACAAGAUGAAAGUGAAGAAAGUGAAGAGUACGGUAGUGACGAAGAAAGCGAUUUUUCAGGAAGUGGAAGUGGUAGUGAAGCCGAGAGUGAAGAAAGUGGUGAAGAUUGGGAUGAAAUGGAAAGAAAAGCUGCCAAAGCCGACCGUCAAGCAGCAUACGACUAA